AUGGCCCCUUUGGACACUGCACCUUCAACUGUUGUUGGUACGGUCCUGGAAUCCGAAGGAGGAUAUGAACGAUUCAUCCCCGGACUCGCCUCUUCAGAUGCAGACGCUGUCAACGAGCUGAUUCAAUCUGCCUCGGCCCCGCCAAUGUCAUUAAAUUUUCCGUUUUCAAUAGAUCUACCCGCUACGCGAAGUGCGCUUUUGGCCGCCUUGCCUCCGGCAAGACAGUGCGACGAAUUGAAGAACAUAUUCUUUGAAGUUUUCUCGCCGCUCUUUCACAUACUCCAUGACCCCACAUUUCAUGCCGAGUAUGCCAACUUCUGCCAAUGCCGAGGAGAGGUGUCACUCUCAUUUCUCGCGUUGUUGUUUGUGAUUCUCUCCAUCUCCGUUACCGCGUUAGAUUCGGAUCAUCCGCUGCUGGCGGACCUAGGAAUGGAAACAACGGCUUCAGCAAAUAUCAAAAGCUUGGCGACAAAGUACCGAGCAGCCGCAAUGGGAUGCCUUUCCGCCGAUCAAUUCCUCUGGCGACACAACUUGCACACUGUCCAGGCUCUGGUGCUCCUGAUAUACGCACUUUCACACGCUCAUGGCCCAUCAUGGGCCUUGUUGGGGACCACUUUCAAUAUCUGCGUAUCGAUCGGUUGUCAUAUUGACCCAUCUCAACUAAAUUUAAACCCGGUGAGAAGUGAACAGAGGCGCCGGGUCUGGGCAGGCCUCAUGUUACUGUACACCAUUCAAAACACUUGUCUGGGCAACCUUGCCCCAAUGAAGGUUACCGCCAUCGUCCGUCUUCCCGCGGACGUCGAUGAUGAACAGAUCUCCAUGUACGACAGUCCGCAGUCCCAUACGGAUGAAUCUCAGCCAAGGCCUCUUAGCAAAAUGUCGUACAUCCUCUUCAAAUUCAAGCUGUAUCAAUUGGCAUCUGAUAUAACACACUUCGCCAGGGGAAACGGGGACUUGAAUGGCCUAAUCGACCUCGACCGGCGGAUCUCCAGAGAAGAGCACGAACAUGACGCCCGAUUCACCGACGUCCGGCAGCUUCCAAUCUACCACCUAGCUCAUCUAUAUAUCAUCAAAAAUUACACAAACCACCUCCGGCUCAUUCUGCAUCGACCGUAUCUUCCGCCGCAUUCCUCGGCUACAGAUAACGCACUGUUCGAGUUCCCAGAACAAGUGCUCCAAAGCCGGCAGUAUUGUAAAAUGUCGGCGAUGAAGAUCCUCAACAACCACGAAGAUCUGUGUUGCGACGACAGGCUGAGACCUUAUCGCUGGUUCGUGUAUGGACUGGGUGGCUACCAGACGUUUCUGGCGGCGUCGACACUCGCGGUGCUUCUUGGAUCGGAGGACGAUUCGGUCGCUUCGGACCGGGCAGAUGUAAUCUACACCCUACGAAGAUGUCAGGCUCGAUUCGAGCAGCUGGCCUUGAGAAGCGACAUCUCUGCCAAAGCUGCCCGGAUCCUGCGCCGAACGCUCGGGUCUCCUACGAACGGAAGCGGCGGCGGCAGCGGUCCUCCUCAAGACCUCCCUGGCCUGCACCAUCAAUCGUCGAACUUAAGCGACGAGUCCAAGACGCGCAGCAUGAGCCACAGACUACAAACGCCGGCUACAACUACUAAUGGCGGCAACCAUGGUCACGGCCAUGCUCCAUCAACAAUGGGCCCCAGCUCCGGCUACGCCGCCGGGCUAUUCGCCACCCCUCUUGCGCGUCCCUCAUCCUCCCCAUCCUUCUUCCCCUGCCCCCAGCCCAUCUACGAGCUCAUGUCCCUCCCGCCAGAGCAGUGGCUCGCAGGUCCCUCCGCCCUCGCAUGGGACUGGAGCAGCUGGGUCGAUGCCGCUGAGCCAACAAUGGCUCCGCAAAACAUGUUCGCGGACGCUUCGGGAGUCAUGAUGUGA
Cladophialophora psammophila CBS 110553 is the source of this 1890-nucleotide messenger RNA. RefSeq lists its product as uncharacterized. Gene Ontology annotation, biological process: DNA-templated transcription. The transcript has 2 exons. Bases 1 to 1890 code for a protein of 629 amino acids. Gene Ontology annotation, molecular function: zinc ion binding; DNA binding. Gene Ontology annotation, cellular component: nucleus. Lineage: Eukaryota; Fungi; Ascomycota; Eurotiomycetes; Chaetothyriales; Herpotrichiellaceae. The record is from RefSeq and is a predicted model, not a curated record.